Molecule: messenger RNA, 1140 nt
Organism: Parnassius apollo (apollo)
Lineage: Eukaryota; Metazoa; Arthropoda; Insecta; Lepidoptera; Papilionidae
Source: the annotation of a GenBank genome assembly
AUGAAAGCUGAAGCAAAAGGCACCUGUUUACAUUACCAGCUCGUGGCCGCCAGUCUGGUGGCUCUUCUGGCCUUCACAAAUGCUGAAGAAGCCAAGAAAGCAGAAACGGAAGUGGCAGUGACUGACAACAAGGAGGCGGCCUCCGACGACAAGAAACAUGAGAAGCGCGGGCUCUUGAACCUCGGAUACGGACAUGGAGGAUUCGACAGUGGCUUCAGCAGCGGAUAUGGAGGCGGCUAUGGCGGUAGCUACGGCGGCGGCUAUGGUAGCGGCUUCGGCGGUGACUUCGGUGGCGGUCUAGGUGGUUACGGUGGGCACGAAGAGGUGCACAAGACUAUCACUGUGGUCAAAAAUGUACCAAUUCCCUACCCAGUAGAGAAACAUAUCCCAGUCCCCGUUGAGAAGCGUGUUCAUGUACCUGUCAAGGUCCCAGUACCCCAACCUUACCCCGUUGUCAAGCACGUUCCUUACCCAGUCAAGGAAACCGUGAAAGUACCAGUUCACAUACCUCAACCCUACCCCGUCGAGAAAAAGGUGCCUUAUCCCGUACACGUGCCAGUAGACAGGCCCGUGCCCGUUAAAGUAUUCGUACCCCAACCUUACCCCGUAGAGAAGCACAUUCCUUACCCAGUCAAGGUCCCAGUGCCAGCACCCUACCCCGUUGAAAAGAAGGUUCCUUACCCAGUGAAGGUCCCAGUUCACGUACCAGCACCUUACCCAGUCAUUAAAGAGGUGGGUGUUCCCGUCAAGGUUCCCGUAGACAGGCCUUACCCUGUACACAUCCCUAAACCAGUACCUUACCCAGUAGAGAGACCCGUGCCUUACCCAGUAGAGAAACAAGUGCCCUACCCCGUUAAGGUGCCCGUCGACCGCCCCGUGCCUGUGCACGUUGAGAAGCCAGUACCUUACCCCGUAAAAGUUCCCGUCCCAGCGCCAUACCCCGUCGAAAAACACAUUCCCUACCCAGUUGAGAAGCAUGUGCCAUAUCCAGUGAAGGUCCCCGUAGACAGGCCUUACCCGGUCCACAUCGAGAAACACGUACCUGUUCACAUCGAGAAACCCGUGCCUUACCCAGUCAAGGUGCCCGUUCCGGUUGUCGUCGGUCACGGUCACGAGUAUGGUCAUCAUGGAGGCUACUAA